AUGCGUUGGGAAGAAGCUGGCCAUCAGUGUGGAAAGUUUUCUCCCAGCUUAAUAGAUCCAGAAAGCCUGUGGAUUGUGGUGCGGAGUCAUUCCUCAGCCAGGGCGAAGGAAGAAGCCAGGAGCAGAUGGGCCUGUGAGAAGGCUGAACUUUUGGAGGUGCUGGAGGCCAGAGUGAAACAGCUGCAGGCUGACAAUGUCUGCGAGGUGGUGGCCCCCGAGGCUCAGGAGGCCCCGUCAAGGAAGAGCGGCUUUUCUAAGGCUGCCCCGUGGAAAGGGGCUGCCCCGAUUCAGAAAGCGCCCGCUCCAAAGCACGAGGACAGGGGCACUUCCCACCCCAGCCGCUGGAUGGAGAAGCUGAACAAAGAGAAAUCCAUCAAACACAAGCGGCUCUUGAGACUCGAGGCCAAGCUGUUGGCUGCCAGUCCCAGGACAAAACCGACUAAAAGGGACAAAGCUGCCCAAGGGGAGGAGAGCCCCCCGAAAAGGCCCACGGGCGGAAGGCCCAACAGUCCGGGAAAGUGUCAAGCCCCCAAGGAAACCAAAAGUCGCCGUAACGUCCCCAGUGCGGGUCCUUUAGAGGGCAGUCGUGGUACCUCUGAAGGGCCGGAGGAGCAGGCUCGGAUCUGGGAGGAUGCUGGGGAGAGGCUGCCCCUGGAAGAGGAAGAAGAAAGACGGCAUGUAAACAUCCGACUCAGCAUCUUGGCCUACCUGGACUGCUGCCUCUUUCUCGGCCAGACGGAGAGAGCUCAGCAGUGCCUAAUGUUCUACCACCGGUCCCACUCCAGGAGGAAACUGCUGGACAUACAGAUGUACAACUGUCUCAUGCGUGGAUAUGCCAAGAAGGGUGCCCUGAGCCAAGUCGGCCAGCUCUUCCAGCGGCUAGAUGAGGCGGGGCUGAAGCCCAACCUGGAGUCUUAUGUCGCGGCGCUGGAGUGCAUGGGCCGGUCCAACGUCAGCCCAGAAGUCAUUGCCAGGUGUCUCCAGCAGCUCAAGGCUGAUGGCAUCCAACUAGAGGACCUCUGGAAAGAUUCCCAGCAUGAGGAGGACGGAGUGAAGAUGGCACUGAAGGCCAUCCGGAGGGUUAAGCCGGACUUCGAGCCACCAUCACCUGUCCGCCCAGCCGACAUCUGUACGGUUCCCCUCUUCAAGGACUUCUACACAAAGGAGAAGCCCGUUUCUUACCCCAAGCUGGAAUUCACAGCCCAAGAGCUACGCGAGCGGUUUCGGGAGCAGCUGCAGCUGGAGGCAUCCAACAUGGUCACCAUCGACUCUGUGGAGGCAGACAAGCCCCUGACGGAACAGGCCGUCAAAGCGCGGGAGCUCCUGGCUGUGCUCCGUUCCCGGUGGCGGGCGGCCCUCCUGCAGAGUUUCCAGGAGACCAAGCUCCGCCUGGGCCAGAGGACGUUGGGGCAGCUGAGCUUGUAUCCUUUCCUGUGUGUGUUGAAGAAUGAAGAGUACGUGGACAUCUUGAUACGGGGCAUCUCCAGCCUCCCGCCACAGGGAGAAUCCCUCCUGAUCUUGGCAAGGGAACUUGGCACCAAGGUCUACAACAAGUACGUCAUGCAGAAGAAAUCCUGGAGCCGUCUGGUGGAGAAGAUCCAACACGUCUACGACAGUUACGCCCAGCUGUUGGCGAAGGACACUCCGCCGGACCAUUACCUGCCGCGGGAAUAUUGGGAGCAGCUGGAGGCGGAGGCCGGCUACGGCUCAUCCCUGGUCGCCCAGGAGUGCGUCUGGCCCCACUCUCUGCUGGUGCAACUGGGCCUCCACCUGGUUGAGCUCCUGGUGCAGGUCCUCAAAAUGGAGAGCAACCUUCUCACCCCGGGCCUGGAGCCGAAACUCAUCCCCAUCCUCUACCACGUCUACUCUUUCCGCAGCGGCCGCCAGAUCGGGUUCAUCAGACCCCACCCCAUCCUGACCCGGCUCGUCUCUGAGGCUGCCGAGACCACCCUCACCUUCGACUCCUUUGUCAUCCCCAUGCUGUGCCCGCCGGUGCCGUGGGUCUCUCCUUCCUUCGGCGCUUACAUCCUCAACCCCACCAAGCUCAUGCGCUGCGUGGACGGGGCGGUACAGCACCAGCUGCUUCUGGAGCGGUGCCCCCGCGGGAACCUCUUUUCAGUCAUGGACGCGCUCAACCAGUUGGGCAACUGCCCGUGGAAGGUCAACCGGGCCAUCCUGGACAUCGUGAUCUCCAUUUUCAACGACAAAGGGAACGAGAAGCUGGAUGUCCCGCCCCCGCCUUCCGAAGCCCCCCAGCCCACCAGGCUUGCUCUCGGAGGCGCCCCCUUGACCAAGUCCGCCUUGAAGCGCGAGAUGGCCCAGUGCCGCAAGAAAGCCAUGGAGAUGUUCAGCCUGCGCAUGGACACCCUCUACAAGCUGUCCAUCGCCAGGCACAUGGGCGACCAGGCCUUCUGGUUCCCCCACAACAUGGACUUCCGCGGGAGGACUUACCCCUGCCCACCUCACUUCAACCACCUGGGCAACGACCUCACGCGGGCCAUCCUCGUCUUUGCCGAGGGGAAGCCGCUGGGCCCGCGGGGCCUGGAUUGGCUGAAGAUCCACCUCAUCAACCUCACUGGGCUGAAGAAGAAGAGCUCCCUGCAAGACAGGCUGGCCUACGCCAACGAGAUCAUGGAGGACGUCCUGGAUUCAGCAGACCGCCCGCUGACGAGCUCCUCUGUUCUAUGCGAGGGUCAGGGAUUCCAGGCACUGGGGGGCCGGGGAGUGAGGGAAGCUGAGGAAAGUUUGGCUAUUUGGCUGGCGUACCGUCUGCCUUAUGCACCAGCAGAUACCCUUCUGGACCUGUUGGAGGCAGUAUCAAGCCGGGCAUUGGAGUACCCUAGACUACGAGUCCUGGGCGACUUCAGUGUCCGUGCCUCCUCCUCUCAGGCCGUGGACCUCGCGUCGUCCGUGGCAGCACUGGGGCUCUCCCGGAUUGGAACAGCUCCCACACACCAAGCAGGCCACACGCUGGAUCUUAUUUUGGAGAUGGGGAGGAAUGUGGAUCCGAUGAUGAUUGAUGUAGUGCCACAGUCGGACCACUUUGCCCCGAAGGCCCGGCUGAGCAUCCCACGCCCCUCCCGGUUUAGGGGUGAGCUGAUUUAUGCUCACCCACAGAGACUGAUGGAUCCAAGUGGACUCCAGAAUGCUCUGUGGGAACGGAUACCCCCUGGCAGUUCGUUAGAUGAGCUGGUGGAGGAUUGGGCCAGCCAACUCUCCAAAGCAAUUGACGAGAUUGCCCUCCUGUGGCCUCUUCGCCCUCCGGUGCCCGUCCCAAAACAACCAGCCCCGUGGUACAACCCGGAGCUGAGGAGGCUGGAAUGGGAACCGAGACGGCUUGAGAUCCCUCAGCUCUGUACCCGGGACAAAAACACAACGAUCCAGAUCAGCAUCCGGGAGUUCGUGUGGGAAGCCUCUCACUACCUGGUCCAGCAGGUCUUCAACAGCCUCAGGGAGAUGUUCUCCGGCACUCGGGAGAUACAGGGCUGGCUGACGGAGAGCGCCCGCCACAUCGCCAAGAGUGGGCGGACCGUGGAGUGGGUGACUCCCCUGGGACUGCCCAUCGUCCAGCCCUACCAUCGCUCCAAGACGACCCAGGUGAAUAGCAGCAUGCAGACGGUCAACCUGAAAUCCCGCCACGAUGCCAGCCAGAAGCCUGACACGGUGAAGCAGAAAAAUGCCUUCCCACCCAACUUCAUCCAUUCCUUGGACUCGACGCACAUGAUGUUGACGGCUCUGCAUUGCCACAGGCGGGGGCUGACCUUCGUCUCGGUCCACGACUGCUACUGGACUCACGCGCUCACUGUGGACAUCAUGAAUCAGGUAUGCCGAGAGCAGUUUGUGGAGCUCCACAGCCAGCCCAUCUUGCAGGACCUGUCCAAGUUCAUGCUGCAGAAAUACUGUGCCAAAUCGCCGACUCAGUGGAGGGGCAAGGCGGCCCUGGAGUACCGUCGGCUGGUGCAGUUGCUGUCCAAAGUUCCCAAUAGCGGUGACUUCGACCUGCAGAAGGUGAAGGAAUCCACUUACUUCUUCAGCUGACCUCUGCUGCUGUUCCCCGCGUUCUGCCUGCGUGGCCCAGCCUGGGUCUAGAACGGGCCUCGCGGUCUCACCGGGGCCAGGAACAAGGGGCUGGUCCCUCCCACCAUUCCCUGCAGCCCAGGCUCGGCCUCCCCGGAGAACUGCUGCCGCGCCUGUUCUCGGCUGCCGGGAGCAGCGGAGUCCUGCUGUGAGCCCCAUGUGUGUCAAGAGCACCCUUGUUCCCUUGUGUGGUGGAGGGGGCUGACGGCAUGAGGGGCCAUUGCACAUUGGGCCCGGGAGCGUGGUGGUGGUGCCUGCCAACAGAGGUGUGUCUGUGUGUGCCCAAGUGAAAGAAACUGGCCGUUGGGUCUUGUCUUCCGCAGGUCUUCUGCGGCGCCGUGUUUUUGCCUUGUGUUUUCCUGCCUCCUCCAGAGGAAGUUGGGGCUGUAGCCCAGGCAGACUUCCUUCAAGGACUUCUCCCUUCCUUUGGUUUUCGCUGUGGUCCGGGGGCUGCAGUCCUCGAGCCACCAGCUGCCCCCCUUGCAGAUUCCAUGCUUGGGGAGGGAAGGGGGCCCCACCUGGCUGCACUCUGUCUCUCCUGCCUGGAAUCCUCUGUCCUCCCAUCAGGACGGCAUCAUGGGGGGGGGGGGAGCUCUGCUUGGGAAAUGACCCUGGGAAUGUCUCUUCUUGGGGCAAAUCUAGAAGUCUGAUCUGCCUCCCACAGACAAAAGACCACAAAGCAUCUUGUGAAAUCGAGCUUGGCUGCCAGGGGCAAGCCUGGGUGAGCCACUGGCCCCUGCUGUCCCCCCCCCCUUAAAGAGGUCCUCCGGGGGGGAAAGAAUUGCUGGCCAGGCGUCGUAAGGAUUCAUGCUUACACAUUGGGGAAAGGGAGCUUCCUUCCUGUGCAGUUCUGGUCUGCCGACUGACGCAGUCCUCCACCCCCCCAGCUCCAGAUACUCGGGUGGGCCCUUCAUCCAACGGGGCCCCCCCAUCCUGGGAGGAGCGUUCAGGGAUGGCGCUUUCCCCUUCUUUCGAGAGUAAGUGUGGGUCAGUCCCUGAGUUUCCCCUGAGGGGAUAUCCUUCCCUUUCCCCUCUGCUAGUUGCUGUUUCAAC
Gekko japonicus is the source of this 5130-nucleotide messenger RNA. RefSeq names its product polymerase (RNA) mitochondrial (DNA directed) (gene POLRMT). Gene Ontology annotation, biological process: mitochondrial transcription. The record is from RefSeq and is a predicted model, not a curated record. Gene Ontology annotation, molecular function: protein binding; mitochondrial promoter sequence-specific DNA binding; DNA-directed RNA polymerase activity. The transcript is spliced from 21 exons. NCBI's taxonomy places the organism in Eukaryota, Metazoa, Chordata, Lepidosauria, Squamata, Gekkonidae. Gene Ontology annotation, cellular component: mitochondrial DNA-directed RNA polymerase complex. Bases 1 to 4038 code for a protein of 1345 amino acids.